AUUAUGCCCGCGCUGUGUUACUCCAGUUUUAUGUUCAGUUUUUUCUUUUGCUGCUCUAUGCAAUUACUUUCAUACAUUUGGCAACUGAGCAGGCGUGUAACUGCCGAGUUUGCAGCCAAUCCGAAUGCAGAUUACUGCGACGCCAUCAAAACAAACGGGAGCUGCCCCGAGCGGAAGAGUAGGUGACAGCCCGCUGACAGCUGAAGGCGUGAGUGCUGAUCUUGGCGUUUUAUCGUUUAUCCAGUAUGCAUUUGCAGUAUGCUCAGCUGUAUUGAAAAUUGACUCCUUUCCUCCAGGUGACCUUCAUUUUCCCAGGUGUCCUCCAUGUGUAUCCUGCUGUUUAAGUUUGAUCCACGGCCUGCAACUAAAAAUGCUUACAGGCUAAUCUUGGCUGCCAAUCGAGAUGAAGUUUAUAAUAGGCCAGCAAAGGUGGCAGAUUUCUGGGGAGAUUCCGGAGAUAUCCUCAGUGGCUUGGACAUGGAAGAAGGUAAAAAGGGAGGAACUUGGUUAGGAAUCAGCAAAAAAGGAAAGUUGGCUGCUUUGACAAAUUACCUGGAACCUUCAAGUAAUGCUGAUGCCCUAGGCAGAGGUAGCCUGGUGUCCAACUUUCUGAUGGAUAACUUGGAUUGCUUUUCCUACUUGAAAAAAAUCUCAGCUGAAGGCCACCUGUACAAUGGCUUUAACCUGCUAGCUGCUGAUUUUAAAACAAAAGAAGAUACCAUGUGUUAUUAUGGAAACCGGGGAGCUGAAGUGCCCACUUUCUUGAAACCAGGUAUUUACGGUCUUAGCAAUUCUCUACUUGAAACUCCUUGGAAAAAACUUCAACAUGGCAAGCAGCUCUUCACUGCUGUGGUGAAUCAAAACCUGCCUUCUGAGAGCCUGGUACAGCAGCUGCUGAACGUCUUGAACAAUCAGGAGCCACAGUUACCAGACCCAGCAAUAGAAGAACAAGGGAAAGAUUUUAUCCAUGCCAUUGUUAACAAGUAUGCAGCAGUGUGUGUGCGAUCACCAGGAUACGGCACAAGGACUAACACUAUCAUCCUCAUUGAUGCAACAGGACAAGUCAGUUUUACUGAACGUACAAUGCUCGAAUCUGACAUCAAUCAGUGGAAAACUAGCACAUUUACAUUUACGCUUCACGAGUAACAGACAUUUUUGCUCUGCCAACUGUGGAAUUAUGUUUAGUGCCUUUUAAUGAUCCGUUGAAGUGGAGAAAAUGUAUGUGACUCUUUGUUACCGUAAUACACCUCACUGAUUCCUUGCCCUAACUAACUUUUUCUGUUAUAAAUCAGAUGAAAAUAGUGCCCUUCUAGUGCCAUUUUGAAAAAUGAGACGUGCUUGCAGUUUGACUCCUGAAGUUCCUUUAAUCAACAUACUUUAUGUAGAACCACUGAGACUCCACAUAGUGUCUGGAUUUUUUUUUAUCAUUUCAUUGCAGGUUUGUGCUGCAGAAAUAUUUUUAUUAUAUUUUAAUAUAAUGAGAGUAAAUAUGGAAAUGAGUUAGUUUAUUUAUUAUUGUAGUCUCUACUUCCCAUAACUUAUUCUUUAAAGGCAGCAGUUUGAGCAGAAUCAUGACAUUCAGCAGUGCAAAUAUGAUUAAUAUUAAAACUGCCUCAUAUAUUAUGUUUCUGUUACCUUCUAAAAUUUUAAAAUAACAUUAUUUAUACUUUGUGUUGAAGGUAUAGGAAUUAUAAUCAAGCUACCAUUGUUUUGCUCUGCUUCACAAAAACAAACACUCUUACUUUUUAAAAAGCAUAUUACUUGCUGCAGUUUUCAACCACAUCAACUUUUUUUUCCUAAGUAGCCUCCUUCCCUUUUCUCCUGAAUUCCCCUGUGCUAAGGGGAAAUUAAGGUGAGGUAUAAAUGGUUUUUUAUUUAUUACUAUAUAUGUAUUCUCUUAAGUGGGAACAAAAUCACACCACAUACUGUGAGUAGCUGUCAGUCAGCUAGAGACCAAAUGCUGAUAAAAGUCUAAACAAGUCCUGUUAUUUACUUAAGUCAAUAUUAAUAAGUUCAGAUCUUACGUAGCUUUAUAUUUUAUUCUUCUGGCUUGCUGCAAAGCAGACAAGGUUAAUUGAAGAAUGCACAUUAUUUAAUUGCACAGUAUAAUUUAGUAGCAUUCAUUAUGUGAAGUAUAACAUAAGCUAAUUGAUUUAAUGUAAAUUGGUCUUCUUCAUCUGUAUAGGCAGAAUGAAAGGAGAUUUUCAGCAUAUGCACCAGCAAACUGCAGAGAAUAACACACGGUUGGGACCAAGCUUUUUACACAGAAACAAAUGAUUUCAAAUCUGUGUGCACACUCAAACCUAAUUUGAGAUGCUAACAGCAGUUAAAAGCUUCACUAUGUGAAAUCAGUGUGCACAGUUUCAACUAAACUCAUGAUACUUUUAGGAGUUCACUUUAGCAUCCUUCUUGUUACUAAAGAUCUUGAAUGAUGCUGUAUACUGUGUUAUGGUAUUACGUCACCUCAAUUCAACAGGAGGACAAGUCUGAAGCUUCCCUGGGUCUCAAGUAUCACUGAAGUAAUAAGACUAAAUUAUUUACAAAAUACAGUACCUUUUUUAGUGGGGUGCAAGAAUAUGCAUGCACAAUGUACAAUUUUGUUUUACUGAAAAGUAUCUUUGCUCUAAAAUUAUACAUGAAUUGUUUAUUGUUGGUCUAAUUUCAGCUUGUUAAAACUGUACUGCAUUAGUUUACACUUUUCAGAGUGAUACAAGACUACAAAGUAAAUAUAUAAGCUUCCAUUAUAAAUAUUGAUAAUCUUUAUCAAUAAGUAAAGGCACUGAAGUAUAAUAAAGACACUCCAUCAUUUCUCUUGCCGUUUUUGUACCAGCAAUAUAUCAAAUUUUAUAAAUGUAUCUGCUCUCCCAUUUGUUUACAACAAACCGAGUAUUCGACGCUGUAUGCUCACAUUGGUGGUCCAAUAACUUAAGUGAAGGAGUAUCUGUCAGUAUAUAGUGUGGAACUGGACCCGGACACAGACAGGCAGACACGUAUUCACCCCACACAUGUUUAAUAAAGUGCUCCAUUAUUUACAAAAGUGCCACAGUCCCCAAAAGUCCCCAAAGUCCUGACCAACACACACAAUGCCUUCACUUCUCUUCAGGCCGCCUCCUCGUCUCCUCCCAGACCUCAUCCGUCUUCCUCCCGAUUCAAAUCUCUCUAUGAAGGGAGGCGGCCCCUUUUAUAUGCACCCGGAUGUGCUCCAGGUGCUUCCCAGCAAUCUUCCACUGGCACUCCCCAGUGUGGCGGAAGUGCCGGCUGCGUACCUGGAAGCACUCCGGGUGUCCUUGCUUCUCUUCCCCCCAGCACUUCCGGGUAUGGCGGAAGUGCUGAGGUCCAGGGCUCCCAAGCAUCGAUGGUCCCCAUAGCAACCAGGGUGGUCGCCCCCAUGUGGUCUGAGGCGGGCAUAAGCCCUCUUCCGGUCCACCGGGGUGUCCCAGCUGGGUCGCCCCCACAGCCACCUACGACAAUAGGGAAAACAUGUUUUCUCUGCACAAAAAUUGGCACAGUGGGUCUGAAGGCUAAAGUUGAAAUGUUAAUCUGGUUAUGUAUUAUCCCAAAGAUAAGUGUAUUAGGUCCAGUGUGAGAAGUGUUAGUGAUUGGUUCCUUGUCAUGUAUUAGCAUCUUAUCCAGAGUUGCCUCCUAUUUUGCUUCUAGCACUGCCAGAAAUAUUUCCAUAUUCCCUAAAAAUUGGGGAAAUUGGGUCUGGAAAUGGAUAAAUAAAUGGGCUGCUUUGGUGCUAUUACUAGUUACAAUAAAGCAGUUUGCCAUUAUGCUGAAUUUUGUUGCAGUCAUCUAUUUGGUCAUCAAACAUUAACAUGCUGAUAUACAACCAUAUUUUUCUAGUUAUCAUCUUUGUAUAUAGUGCAAUGUAGCAGACUACAGAUAUGGACAAAAUAUCACCUAAACACAGGGUAUAAUUCUGUUGUUUUAUAACUCUAACAACAGUGAUAUUCAAUUGCAAAUAUAUUUUUUAGCUUGUCAGGGUCCAAAAAUGAGGGUCUUAUUUAAAGUGCAUUUACUCCAUUUCUUUAAUUGAAAAAUAUGGAUACUGGAGGAUGCUCUGCGUUCACAUUUCUGGCUUGCUUGCAUUACCAGGAAGUAUUAAACUGAGAUUUACUGAGGUUUUUGUGAUAAUGCAGUGUUUACUUUUAAAGAUGUUAAAAAUAGAACGCAUACACAACCCAUGUAUUAAGCAAUUACACAAUGAAAGGCAAUUACUAAUCUCUUUUACACAUGCAGGCUGUCCCAGGAACUGACAAGUAAAUACCUGGGUUGAGUAUGCAGUAUAUAUAAACAAAGUUAGGUCAAGAAUCCCUUGCCAGUUCACUAGUUUUUUUCCUAGGCUCAGAUGCAGUUUAAUUUCCAGAAAAUUCAUGGGUUGGCAAAAUUGAAGAGUAAAGCACACAAAUCAUAGUGGCAUCUUCAGUUAAAAUCUAAAUAAAGCAAUCAUCAAAUCCACUGGGUUAGCUUUUUUAUUAUUGGAAAAUAAUAUUGGAAAAGAAAUUUAAAUAUGGGAGCUGCUCUCCAUUCUAAUCAAGCCAAGAACUAUUAAGCUAACUUACCACAAGACACAGCCACCAUCAUGGCUGCUACCUUCCACCAUCAAAGGAGUGUCAUGGGGUGACAGGAUGUGUAAUGCACUGCAUAUGUCUCAUUAGAAAUGAAACGGGGGGCAGAUCAGGGUGCAUGGUAUUCUGCAUAUAUCAUGUUGCUGCUUCUUUGUGUAACAGCAACAUUCAUCUCUGUGUGCUUACCGCUUCAAAUUUCAUUGUGCUCUUUUCAAUUUUCAAUCAAUUGUGUUGGUUCUGUCUCAAAUGUACAUUAUAAAAAAAUGUUAAAAAUAAACAGAAGAAACGAAACACUCAACCAUUGCUUCUGCUUUUUUAAGACAAAAAAUCAUAACAAAAAAGGCAUCUGAAAGUUACAAAUCUUUUGUGACUCUUUUAGUGAGAUUAGAGGUGCACGUGUGUGCAUGUGCAGGUUUUACUGGUGUGUAAGAAUAAACUAAUCCUAAUAAAUUCUUAGGAUGGUUAACCCAGGAAUUUCUUGGGUCACAUUUGUGGAAGGGACUGUGCAGGGAAGUGAUCAUACAGUAGCUGUGUGCUCUAGGAUGGUGUCAUUCACCAUUAAGUAAGAAGAUCAACACACCAGCAAAAAAGUAUUGGAUAAGGCAAAGCAUUAACACUUAAGGCAAGUCUCCCUUGUUUCUCCCUCUUCUAAAUGCUAUGGGUGGUAUGGAGGUACAGUAACUAUUUUAUAGGAUGUUGUCUCUAACUUUUGAAUGCACUAUGCUUAGCAAAGUCUGAUAUACAAGGAAAUAAUGAAGAAAAUUAUAUUAUUAUUCUGUAUGCUGUUCUGUGUAGCAACUAGAUUCUGGAAGUUUUAUUUAUUUAUUUAUUUUUUACCUCAUCUAGUUUUUCCUUUAUGCUUUCUUUUGCCUUUAUUCAGAACUGCAUAACAUCUGCUUUGCUUAACUAGUGACUACUGGGAUUACCAAUGGAAAAAGAAUAUUGAUUUGCGCCAUCUGCUAAGCUGAAGUGCUUACUACAGAAGCCGUGUCACCAAGUGAUGGAUGACCAUCCAUGUAUUUUCAAACCUGUUUAAUCCAACUUAGGGGUGUGGGUGGCCAAAACUUAUUCCAGCAGCAUCACACACAAGGCAAGAAACAGCCCUGAUUGGCAUAUCAGUCCACCACAGGGCAUACUCAUGCACACACCAAUGCUUAGUAAAUGCAGCCAUUUUAGAUUUCUCUAUAAACUAACAUACAUUUGUUUAGGAUGUGUAAGGGAAACUGAAGUACCCAGAGAAGACCCUUUAUAGCCAUGCAUCUUUACAUAGGCAGUGAUCAGGCCCAAUCUGUGCUAUUCACAAAGAAACUGCGCUGGCCCAUUUACUUUAGUAUAACAUCCUUCUUAGUAAAGAAACAUUGAACAACACAUAUUUAAAAACACAAAAUGCACUUCAAUGCAGAGAAGCUUUUAUCUGUUGCACCUCUACAUUAUAAUCUCCUUUUUCAACCCUCUCAAACCUACAAAGUAUUUAAUGUCUGGGAUUAAAUCACAAAGUUUACAAAGUUAUUGUCUGUUAUACCUGCAUUUUUAUCACUUUAAUAUUGUUUUUUAUCAGUAUGCUGCUGCUGGAGUAUGUGAAUUUCCCCUUGGGAUUAUCUAUCUAUCUAUCUAUCUAUCUAUCUAUCUAUCUAUCUAUCUAUCUAUCUAAAGAGAUUUCUAUAUAGAUGAUGUUUUUAGGUCUUAUGAACAAUUACACUUCAAAUUUAAUUUCCCAUCAACACAAUUUUUCCAUUAUUUUCAAAUCAGAAACUUUGCUAAAAGGAACCUUUUUCCUCAACUCCCAUCCAGUUCUAUUCCAAAAACAAUACUAAUCAGUCUUGAAGACUCAGACAUCACUGCAAUAAUAUAUAAAAACAUAUUAAAGUUUCUUCCUUUCAAAGAUUCUAGGGUCUGCUGGGGAAAGAAUCUUUCACUUAAUAUCUCAGAAAAAGAGUGGAAGGCAGCCAUGAAUAGAAUACGCUCCAGCUCCAUAUGCACAAAGCAUUCAAUCAUUCAACUUAAAAUCUUUUAUUGAAUGCAUUCAUGUUGUUUAAAAUUGCCCAAAAUGUAUCAGAUGCAAGAUUCAACAUGUGAACGUUGCAAUUUAGCUCCAGCCUCACUGGACCACGUGUUUUUUGAGUGUGCCAAAUUAACAUUAACAUCACUGUGGACAAAAAUCUUUGCUUGCCUAUCAGACAGCCUUGGUGUCAGAGUCACUCCUAACCCAUUAACAGCCAUAUUUGGUGGAAUCCUGGACGGUUUUGAAGUGGAGAAGGACAUAUUGAUUGUAAAUGCUUAUACCACAUUAUCAGCACGUGCUUAACUGGAAGAAUCCCAGCCCACUUUUUAUAAGUCAGUGGGUAACUUAUGUUCUGUACUAUUUGAAAUUGGAAAAAAAUCUAACUCUAACUUAGAGGAUCUAUUUAAAACUUUUUAACAAUAUGACAAGAUCUAAUUAAUAAAAUUUUAGAAUAAGCAUUUAUAAUGUGGAAAAGGACAUUCUUCCUUACCCAUUUUUUAAUUUUUGCCCAUGCUGUUGGCUAUCCUGUAUUUCUCUUGGGUGGGGGUUGAAUUCUGUUUGUUAAAUUUGUUAGAUUCAACUUGAUUGUAUGCAAUAUUGUUUUCUUCAUUGUACAAGUUUGACUUGAUUAUAUGAAAUGUUAUUUUCUUUAAAUAAAAU
Molecule: messenger RNA, 7233 nt
Organism: Erpetoichthys calabaricus (reedfish)
Lineage: Eukaryota; Metazoa; Chordata; Cladistia; Polypteriformes; Polypteridae
Gene: tango2
Product: transport and golgi organization 2 homolog (Drosophila)
Exons: 9
Coding region: 325-1146 (273 amino acids)
Biological process (GO): protein secretion; Golgi organization
Cellular component (GO): Golgi apparatus
Source: RefSeq, a predicted model, not a curated record